GGCACGCGCACUACCUAGUUUAUCAGUAGAUAUCAGACAGAUGCGUGCGACAGUCGGAGAGUUUGAGUUUCAGAGGAAGGACAUUAAACGUUAGCGUUUGCACUGUCGCUAACAGGGUCUGUAGGACAUACUGAGCAAAAUAUAAGGAAUGGUAGUUGAUAUUUGUCGCCAAUUGAGAGCCGUCUGGUAAGAGUUGGGAGCUUGUUUCGUUCUUAUACACAGGUGUUAUUUAUUACUCAUGAAUGCGAAUAUCAUUUGAACUGCCCUUACGUCGAUUUUCUGGAUUAUAUAGGAAUAUAUAGACAUUUUGCGCAAUGGAGCCCUAAAUAGUUACAUAUUUUCUUUAAAAAAAUAGGAUUUAUAGAACCGUUUUUAGACCCUGGAGACUUUCGAAAUUUAGCAGAAGAGCAACAAGAUUAACGGACACAAUAUGGGCGAAAUCCACUGAAUCAACACUGAUUCAGCAAUGCCAUCCCAUUGGUCACAGACGUCAAUUCAAUGUUUAGUUGUGAUUUACAUUUGGUUGAGUUAUCACUAACGUGAAUUCAACAAAACAUGCCACCAUGUCAUUGGAUAUAGGCAAAAAAAGGGUGACUUCAAGAGCUUGAGGGGGCAACACCACAACACAACCCUUACAGCCUGACACACACACACACACACACACACAACCAACACAAACACACACUGAACCUCGGCAUGCUGUCGAACGAGAGCUGUGAGAACAGCACCUAUAUCCACACAGACGGGAACCCGGUGGUGAGCACAGUGAUGUUCAUCCUGGGGGUGAUGGGGAACUUCAUCGCCCUGGCCAUCCUGGGGGUCCACCAGAAGGAGCAACGCACCAAGUCCUCUGUCUUCUGCAUCCUGGUGACGGGACUGGCCCUGACUGACCUGCUGGGAACCUGCUUCCUCAGCCCCCUGGUGUUUGUGUGCUAUGCCCGCCAGCGAUCCCUGCUGGGGCUCACUGGGGACCAGGGACUCUGUGGCCUCUUUGCCUUUGCCAUGACCUUCUUUGGCCUGGCCUCCAUGCUCAUCCUCUGUGCCAUGGCCGUGGAGCGCUGCCUGGCCAUCAGCCACCCCUAUUUUUACUCCAAGUGCGUCCGACGCAGCUUCGCCAAGGUGGCCCUCCUGCUUAUCUACAUCUUCACCUGCGCCUUCUGUGUUUUGCCAUUCUUCGGCUUUGGCCGCCACAAGCAGUACUGCCCGGGCACGUGGUGCUUCAUCAAGAUGGAGGCGGCAGGUGAGGGGGUGGACGAAGAGAGGAAGGUUCUGGCGUUCUCUCUGUCCUACGCCUCGCUCAUGGCGCUGCUGAUCGUGGCGGUGUUUGUGUGCAACGGCUCUGUGAUUGUCAGCCUGUGCCGGAUGCACCGCAGCCAGAUGACACGGCGUGGUUCGGUGGUGAACGGAGGGAGGAAGAGGAAGAUGAGUCUGGGCUGGUUCGGACAGGGGGAGGAGGAGAUGGACCACCUGAUGCUGCUGGCCUCCAUGACGGUUAUCUUCGUUGUCUGCUCCUUGCCGCUCACUAUUGCCGGUUUUGCCAAUGCCAUCGAGCCGGUGGGUGACGACCAGGAGAACCUGCUGGCGUUCCGUUUCCAGGCCCUCAACCCCAUCGUGGACCCCUGGGUCUUCAUCAUCUUCCGCAAGUCCGUGUUCCGCCACCUCCGCUCGCUGCUGCGCUGCCGCUUCACGGGGGGAGCAGUGAAGAACACGGCCCACUGCACCUUCUCCUUAACCCCUGACGACCACAGGGAGUCUCCCAAACCCUUGCCCUCUGUUUCCUUGCAGCCCAAGCUAUACUCCAGCCUCUUAUGUGGGGGUGGGACUCGGGGCAGGAAAGAGAAUGGGAUUUAGGGAUGGAUGGAUGUGGGAGAGCUGACAUUUGGGGGAAGGGGUUUGGGAUUUAGGGUUUGGAGAAUUAACUUUUUUGAUUAUUAGUACCUUACUGUUGACUAGGAUACAUAUAGUAUACCCGAUGCAUGAGUAUACCCGAUGCAUGAGUAUACCUGAUGCAUGAGUAUACCCGAUGCAUGAGUAUACCUGAUGCAUGAGUAUACCCGAUGCAUGAGUAUACCCGAUGCAUGAGCUACAUGUUUCAUACAUGUGAGUGCCAUAUAAAAAGACUGCAAAGUGAGCGAUUAUGCCUCCAAACACACUGAAAACAAAAAGAACUCCAAGCAACUGAAAUGGAUGUAUGCAGGAAACCACUAAGGGAUUCAUUAUGGACAACCAGCCCUGGAACGGCAAAGGACUCUGUCGACAUACAGUGCCUUCAGAAAGUAUUCAUACUUUAUUUUUACCUUUAAGCAGUUCAGUUAAUAACAAAUUCUUAUUUUCAGUAAUGGCCUAGGAACAGUGGGUUAGCUGCCUUGUUCAGGGGCAGAACGACAGAUUUUUACCUUGUCAGCUCGGGGAUUCGAUCUUGCAAUCUUUCGGUUACAAGUCCAACGCUCUAAUCACUAGGCUACCUGCCACCCCUUGACUUAUUCCACGUUUUGUUGUGUUACAGCCUGAAUUCAAAAUGGAUUAGAUAUAUUGUUUUCCUCACCCAUUACACACAAUACCCCAUAAUGACGAAGUGAAAAUAUGUUUUUAGAAAUGUUUGUAAAUGUUUUGAAAAUGAAAUACAGGAAUAUCUUAUUUACGUAAGUAUUCACACCCCCUGAGUCAAUACAUGUUAUAAUCACCUUUCGGAGCGAUUACAGCUGUGAGCUUUGCGAACCUGGAUUGUACAAUAUUUGCACGUUAUAAUUUUUGUUUUAAUCCUUCAAGCUCUGUCAUUGCUAUACAGACAUUUUCAAGUCUUGCCAUAGAUUUUCAAGCCGAUUUAAGUCAAAACUGUAACUAAGCCAAUCAGAAACAUUCAAUGUCAUCUUGGUAAGAUACUCCAAUGUACAGUAUAUUUGGCCUUGUUUUUAGGUUAUUAUCCUACUGAAAGGUGAAUUUGUCUCCCAGUGUCUGUUGGAAAGCAGACUGAACCAGGUUUUCCUUUAGGAUUUUGCCUAUGCUUAGCUCUAUUCCGUUUCUAUCCUAAAAAAGUCGUUGAGUUUUGUUGAUCCAAACUCAGUGUUCUCCUAUCACAGCCAUUAAACUCUAACUGUUUUAAAGUCA
This is a messenger RNA of Oncorhynchus nerka (sockeye salmon), 3108 nucleotides long. Its product is annotated as prostacyclin receptor-like. Bases 697 to 1851 code for a protein of 384 amino acids. Gene Ontology annotation, cellular component: plasma membrane. Lineage: Eukaryota; Metazoa; Chordata; Actinopteri; Salmoniformes; Salmonidae. The record is from RefSeq and is a predicted model, not a curated record. Gene Ontology annotation, biological process: negative regulation of smooth muscle cell proliferation; positive regulation of cytosolic calcium ion concentration; inflammatory response. The transcript has 2 exons. Gene Ontology annotation, molecular function: prostacyclin receptor activity.